Molecule: messenger RNA, 5474 nt
Organism: Camponotus floridanus (Florida carpenter ant)
Lineage: Eukaryota; Metazoa; Arthropoda; Insecta; Hymenoptera; Formicidae
Gene: yl
Product: vitellogenin receptor
Exons: 32
Coding region: 96-5348 (1750 amino acids)
Molecular function (GO): protein binding; calcium ion binding
Source: RefSeq, a predicted model, not a curated record
UCGCGAUCAGGUCAAAACGUCUAUCUCUUUUCUCUUCUUCAUAAAUAUAAAAAAUACGUGAACAUUACAUGUGUACAUAAGAAGUUUCAUUUAUCAUGAUGAUGCCACGUAUUGUGGGCUUGCUUAUGUUUAGUUCCUUGUAUUUUUAUUGUUAUGGCUGGUAUGCAGAUGAGUCUUAUUUAGAGGAAUUCUCUAGGGAACACUGCGAUAAACCUGAGUGGUUUCAAUGUGAUAGUGGCCAGUGCGUAGCAUUUAUAUAUCAAUGCGAUGGAGAUAGAGAUUGUUGGGAUGGAUCAGAUGAAAAAAACUGUAACAAAAAUUUUACUAUUUCAUAUCCUCACUACAUAAUAUGCGCCACAAAUGAAUUUAAAUGCAAAAAUAAAGAUUGUAUACCGGAAGGGAAGUUCUGUGAUACAGUAAAGGAUUGCAGUGAUGGAAGCGACGAGUAUGAUGGUUGCGUAAAUGAGUUAAAAUGCGAUGACAAAUUUCGAUGUCAAGAUAAACAUUGUAUAAGGAAAGAUUGGGUUUGUGAUAAUAGAAAGGAUUGUCCCGAUGGCAGCGAUGAAAGCAAUUGCGACAAUAAGACGUUAUCUGCAAGUGAUUGUAAAAAUGCAUAUGAUCGAUUCUUAUGCUUAAAUGAACGAUGCAUAUCUCUUAAUGCAGUGUGUGAUGAAAAAAACGAUUGUGGCGAUGGAUCAGAUGAAGAUCACCGUUGUAAAAUACCUUGCACAUUGUUAAAUUGCAGUGACAAUUGCAAACAAACACCUGAUGGACCUAAAUGUAUCUGCAAACCAGGUUAUAAAAUUCAAGAUACAAUCACUUGUAUAGAUAUCGAUGAAUGUCAGAUUUAUGGCAUAUGCGAUCAAGGAUGCGUCAAUACGGUAGGAUCGUAUAAAUGUACCUGCGAAACAGGUUACUUCAUGCAAGAUGAUAUGAAAACAUGCAAAGCUACGACAAACAAUGGUGGCGAGGCUACGUUGAUGUUCUCUAUAACAACGGAGGUUCGCGCAAUAUAUCUCGAUUCUAAAAUAUAUUUUACAGCUGCGAAAAACUUAAGUCAUGUUUCCAGUAUCGCUGUAAAUGGAGAUUACAUCUAUUGUUCGAACCGUUUUAAAGAUUUCCAAACAAUUGUAGCGAGCACUAUUAUUGAAGGAAAACAAGAAGCCAUUGUUACACAAGGUUUGGACUCGGUAUCGGGAAUAGCCGUGGAUUGGAUUACGGGUAAUAUAUAUUUUACCGAUGAUGGUAACAAGCAUAUCGGGAUUUGUAACGCUAAUGGCACGUAUUGUACCAUAUUGAUAAGUGAGCAAUCUAAACCGCGAGGAAUCGUUCUAUUACCAAUUAAAGGAAUAAUGUUUUGGUGCGAUGUGGGUUUCCCACAUAUUGGAAUAGCUGAAAUGGAUGGCAAAAACAGUAGCUCAUUUAUUACUGAUAACUUAGAAUGGCCCGUCAGUUUAACUAUUGACUAUCCGAAUAAUCGUUUAUAUUGGUUGGAAAAGAAGAAAAAUGUAAUCGAAUCAAUACGCUUAGACGGCACCGAUCGAAGAGUUGUAUUGGACGAUAUAAUCCAAUCUCCAUAUUCUUUGGCGGUUUUCGAAAAUAAAUUAUAUUGGAGCGAUUGGCACGAAAAUACGAUACAAUCUUGCGAUAAAUUUACCGGAAAGGAUUGGAAAAUCAUAACUCACACAUUAACCAAACCUUAUGACAUACAUAUAGAUCAUUCGGCAAUAAAACCCAAAAUUCUAAAUCCAUGUCAUCCUAAUCCAUGUUCUCAAUUAUGUAUGUUGAAUCGAGAUAAAGGCUAUACAUGUGGUUGCACUAUAGAUAAAGAAUUGAAAGCCGAUAAUCAUACGUGUCGAGAAGUAAAGAAGGAGCAGCACCUUAUUAUCAUCAUGGGAAAUACAUUUAUAGAUUAUUUUCACAACUUUUUGGGAAAGCCAAAAAUAACUACGAGUACUACCUCAAGAUUUAUAACUGCAGCAACUUAUGAUUCACUUACUGGCACUAUAAUUGCAAGUGAUAAACAUACGAAUUAUAUCAUUCGUUAUGAUCCAAAUAGCGGCAUUACUGAAAAUCUUAUACCGUUCAACAAUGCAAUAUUGGGAGGAAUAGCAUUUGAUUAUAUUGGUAAUAAUUUAUAUUUAUCGAAUAAAGAAGACCAAACUAUCGAAGUACAUAGCUUGACAACCAAAACGAAGACGGUCUUUUAUUUUGAGGAUCGACCUUGCAGUAUUGUUUUAGCGCCUGAAGAAGGCAUAAUGUUCAUCGUAUUCAAUGUAAAAUAUUCAAGAUUAUAUACACCGUCGUAUCGUUUAGAAAAAAUGAAAAUGAAUGGAAUCGGCCCGCGAAAUUCAAUUAACACAAUUAGGAAUAUGGAGUAUACAGAAAUGUUAUUGCAUUAUGACACAGCUAAAAAAACACUUUUUGUGACUGAUUUUGGUGAAAUUAUGUCAUAUCAAGCUGAAAAUCGAUAUCUCGUUCAUAACGGAUUCUUUUCACUUGCGAGUAUUACAACUGCCGGAGAUGAUAUAUUCUGGACGAAACCCGACUCUAAUGUAUUGUAUAGCAUAAAUUAUAAAAGUAAUAAUAGAUUCUUUAACCAUGUUGCAUUACGUAUGCCUGUAAGUACAGAAAUUCCACUUGUGGUAGCUUUGCACAAUAUUGUUACACACAAGGAGUACGGUUGUCAAAAAAAUAAUGGAAAUUGUUCACAUGUGUGUUUGCCUUCCUCUGCUACUUUAUUUAUUUGUGCUUGUCCUCCUGGAAUGAUGCUAAGUGCGAACAAUCGUACAUGUACCUUGCAGUCUGCGUGUCGUACUGAUGAAAUCAAAUGCAGCGAACAUGACAUCUGCAUAAACCAACAUCAGUGGUGCGAUGGUAACAUGGACUGUCCAAACGGUGAGGAUGAAGCGAGCUACUGCGGUGAGUCUGGCAUUUGCGAGAAAGAUCAAUUUAUGUGUAAAGAUGGUACGUGCAUCAAUUCAAUGGAUCGUUGCAAUUCGAAGUACGAAUGCCCUGAUAAAUCGGACGAGGAGGAUUGUCCUGUGCUGCAGUGCCACAGUGAUGAAUUUCAAUGUCAUGAUGGAACUUGCAUAUCGAAUUCCUUAGAAUGUGAUGGGCAUAAUGAUUGUUUUGAUUUUUCCGAUGAAAUAAAUAAUCAUUGCAAUGAGCGUACGUGUUCUCCGAAUAAAUUUAUGUGCAAAGAUGUGAGAAAUUGUAUACCAAAGGAAUGGGAAUGCGACGGAGAGCGAGAUUGCUCGGAUGGAUCGGAUGAACUCGGGGAAUGCAGCGUAAACAUCUGUGGCGACGGAAAAUUAAAAUGUAAUAAUGGUCGUUGCAUAUCAUCUUCAUUGAAGUGCAAUGGCAUCGAUGAUUGCGGCGAUGAGUCUGACGAGAAAUAUUGUUUGAACGAAAAAUCUAUUAAUUGUACCGAUGAUAAAUAUUUAUGCUUCAACACUGAUAUAUGUCUCCCGAAGAAAGUAAAAUGCAACGGUGUUCAAGAUUGUCCAAAAAACGACGAUGAGCAUCAUUGCACAUAUUGUUUCAAGGAUGAAUUUGCCUGUGAUAAUGAGAAAUGCAUUCCGCAGAGCUGGGUAUGUGAUAAAACCGAUGAUUGCGGUGACAAAUCAGACGAGAAGGACUGUGAUGGUAGUAAGUGGAGGAAGGUCAAUGUUAACACAUCAAACAUGUGUGAAGAAUUUAAAUGCACUACGGGCAUUUGUCUAUCAUUCGACAAAGUAUGUGACGGUAUUCGAGACUGUCUGGACGGCAGUGAUGAAAAUGGAUUAUGUACAAGCUCUUGUGCGCACAACAAUGUCUGCAAAGAUAUAUGUUACAAGACACCACUUGGGGGAGUUUGUGGUUGUCAAACAGGAUAUCGUUUGGCCGCUGACACGAAGUCAUGUGAUGAUAUAAACGAAUGCGAGCUUGAUGUUUGCUCGCAGAUUUGUCGAAAUAUUGUGGGCUCUUUUCAAUGUUCAUGUCACGAUGGAUAUGUUAUUCGCAGCGAUAGAAUUUCUUGUAAAGCUAUCGGACCGCCAAUGGAAUUAAUUACUGUUACCGAUGAUAAUAUCAGGAAAAUAUCAUCGAAUUUACUCUCAAUUGAAGUAAUUCAUUCGUUAACGGGCCUGAGUGUAAUUGGUUUCGACGUAAAUGCACUUGAUGAUGCUAUUUAUUGGAGUAACGAUGAAGCUAUUAAUAAGCUUAACAUUAAAACGAAUGAACUAAACGUAUUUACGAAUGUCGAGAAUCCGGGAGUACUUGCAGUUGAUUGGAUCACUAAUAAUAUCUAUUUUAAUUAUAAUACUCAUCCAAAUAUGAUUAAGGUAUGCAACUUGAAACAACAAAAAUGUGCAACUGUGGUUAAAAUUGAAGGUGUGGCCAAAGUAACAUCCCUCAUAAUCGAUUCAAAAAAUAGAUGGUUAUUCUGGAGUCAAACUACGUGGCAAGUGCAUGAUAAACCGUUUAGUGAAAUAUGUCGGGCAGAUAUGAUGGGUGCCAAUAUGAAGAUAAUCGGUUUUCGAGAUAUAGGUGUCGUGAGUGGAAUGGCAAUCGAUCAUAUGAAAACCAGAUUAUAUUGGUCGGAUAGUUUUCGCAAAACCAUCGAAUCAUCUAAUUUAGAUGGGAGCCAACGAAGCACAUUUUUAAAUACAAAUAUACAUCAACCAUUAGAUAUCAGUAUUUUUGAAAAUUCAAUUUAUUGGUUAAUGGGAUCAAAUAGUCAAAUACAAAAAUGUAAAUUGUAUGCCAACAGAUCGUGCGAAAUAAUGGAUAUAGGUUCGAGCAAUAUUCACAAAUAUUUCGCUAUUUUACAUGUUUCCAGACAUCCUCUCGUUGAGAAUCUUUGUGAAAAGCAAAACUGCGAUUAUAUGUGCAUUUUAAAAACUAACGAUGCAGUAUGCAUUUGUCAAGACGGUAAACCAACAACAUCUAAUAACACCUGUACGGUACACGAUAAAAUGAGAGUCACUGCAAAACAUAUCUCAAGAAUUCAGUAUCAGGGUGGAAUUUAUAUUAUAACAAUAAUCAUACUAGUGAUUGUUUUGUCAUUAUGCACUUAUUACUAUCAAAAAAUCAAAUCACAGACAAAAACAAAUGAUCUCAAUAUUCGCUUUCAUAAUCCAUCAUACGAUCGAAGAGAUGAGGUUGCGGUAAUACUUAGUUCUACAAUUCCAAAUGUAUCUCCCGGAGAGCAUGAAUAUAUUAACCCUAUUAAUGAUAAUUUGUUGAAGGCUGCGAUGGAAAGUAGUGUGAAGAGAUCAGAACGAAAUUUGUGCCAAUUGGAAAAAGAAGAUGAAGAAAUAGAGAAACGAAAUGCGUGUUUAAUUUCUUUUACACACUCGAAAUAAUUCAAUUAUGAUCAAAUGAAAUUUAAAAGUAAAAUAUCAAAGUUAAAAUUAAAGAAUAUUAUUUAUGCGAUAAUAGAGGAUCUCUUAAUAAUUGGUAUUAUAAAUAUCAAGACACUAUAUAUCAAU